Molecule: messenger RNA, 2526 nt
Organism: Trichoderma reesei QM6a
Lineage: Eukaryota; Fungi; Ascomycota; Sordariomycetes; Hypocreales; Hypocreaceae
Exons: 1
Coding region: 1-2526 (841 amino acids)
Biological process (GO): RNA 3'-end processing
Molecular function (GO): RNA uridylyltransferase activity
Source: RefSeq, a predicted model, not a curated record
AUGAGGCCGGAUGAGGUUACAAAUCAGGCCCGUCUACUAGACAUGCUGUGUAGUCAAGUCUUGGCUCACUCCGAAAUCGACAGAGCCGAGAUUGCGGAAAAGGAAGCUUUUCGCCAACGCAUACAGCACAUUUGCCGCGAGGUCAUCUGUCAGUUUGAGGAGCAGCAGGAUAUGAACAACCGGAUCCCCCCUAUUUCCGUGGAACUCAAAUGCUUUGGUAGCCUGGCUUCCGGUUUUGCCACCAAGGCAUCAGACUUGGAUCUUGGCUUGGUCUCGCCUCUGUCCAAGAUUCCUCCCGAUGCCCCAGGGUCACCCAUUCCUCGUCUGAUCGAAAAGGCCUUUCUGCAGGCGGGCCUCGGUGCUAGACUUCUGAGUCGCACAAGGGUUCCAAUUAUCAAGAUUUGCGAGCGCCCUCCUGUGGAGCUCCUCAGGGGCCUGCAUGACGAGCGUGAGAAAUGGGAGCGUGGCCUUGAUAAAGAUGAUCAGUCUGGUGCUGCUGAAGCCGAGCCCGACAACGACGGCUCUGUUCAUGGAGGCGACAACGAUGAUCACACGCAAGGCGCAACGGCCGAUGCUAGUCCAAGUUCUUUGGGCGAGUUUGAGAUCAUUUGCAAGGAUUCCGCCGAACCACAGCGCUUUCAACUCCAACAGGGGCCCAAAAACUCUUUGGACUCCUACUAUGGUCUGGCCAAGCGUAUCUUACGAAGGGCUGGUGGCUUUGAUAUCACUGCCUCGAACUACAGAGACUUCAUGGAAGCCGACUGGGACAUUCUGAACAAGGUCUGCGACGCAUUCAUCCAGGGGCUAGCAGAUGAUUCCUUGAGGGAUCAUGUUGCCACAUUACCCUCCAUCGCCCCAGCGGGUAUGCCUUCCAAUGCAGCCCAUCAUCGGUCUCUCUUUGGAUUAUUUAUGCAGGUAGAGGGAGAGCACAUCUUGCGCCGAUGGGAAUCAUGGCCAGAGGGCCUUCCUCUCAAACAGCUGGAAGAUGACAAGUGGAUCAGACAAUGGGAGUCUCUUCAGCAGAAGCCACUGUUCGAUAUCGACCCCGUUUCGUACAACAGGGAACUUCAACUCGCCCUCGAAAGAAUCAAGAAAAUCCCCUCUGUACAGCUACUGCUGCUUGAGCAGGAGCAACAAGAGACGCCCGCGCAAUACUACACCAGGAUGACAAACGUCAUCAACAGUCUGAGGGGCUCGGCAUCUGCAGCACCACACGCCAUAGUCCGACGAUACGUGGACGGAGUGUUUCAGGAAGAGAUACGGCACCAGCUGAGCGAUUAUCUCGAGCAGUUCCCGGAGCAGGCAACGAUUCAAGCGGUCGGAUGCCGCCACAAGAGCAUCCAUCUGGCCAACGAGCUGGAAAAGGCCGUCGAGAGCAACUUAUACGACGCUGUGUCGGUGCCGUACAUUACGAGAUAUGUCGAGCUGUUGCGCCAGCCCCUGCAGAUGAGAGUGAUAGCACCAGGCAAGACUCGCUAUGUCGUCCCAAUCCCGGCCGACUUUGCUGCCACUUUUGCCAAGAUCAAGACUCUCACCGAUCCUCAUACACUGGCGCCCAAUCAGCCGCGCGAGAGGUAUCGUGAUCCGCUCGAGUUCCCCAAGACAGACGUCGGCGUGCAAUGCGACAUUAACUUUUCUGCCCAUCUGGCCCUCCAGAACACGCUUCUGCUGCGGUGUUAUUCGCAUACGGAUCCGAGGGUCCGGCCCAUGAUCCUCUUCGUCAAGCACUGGGCCAAAAUGCGAGGCAUCAACUCUGGAUAUCGCGGCACUCUGAGCAGCUAUGGCUAUGUCUUGAUGGUUCUUCACUAUCUCGUCAAUGUCGCACAGCCCUUUGUGUGCCCGAACCUCCAACAACUUGCACCGCCUCCUCCCAGCAACCUGUCUCCCGCUGAGAUGCAGUCCACGAUAACCUGUAGGGGGUACAACAUCCAGUUUUGGAGAAAUGAGGAGGAAAUCAUACGGCUGGCGUCCCAGAACCAGCUCAAUCGAAAUACCGAAAGCGUUGGCCAUUUAUUGAGAGGAUUCUUCGAGUAUUAUGCUCAAACUGGCCUGAUGAGCAAUGGCCACGGCAGGGGAUUCGACUGGGGUCGCAACGUCUUGAGUCUGCGAACUCAUGGAGGAAUACUGACAAAGCAAGAAAAGGGCUGGACGGGGGCCAAGACCGUCUACGAGGUCCAGAAUGCGGCUGGGGGUUCAACUACCCAGACCGCUCCCGCACAGCUGAACUCCCAACCGCAGGCUGCCCCGCCAGCUACUAAGGGUGGCGAUGUCAAGGAGAUUCGGCUUCGGUAUCUCUUCGCCAUCGAGGAUCCGUUUGAGAUAGACCACAACGUGGCCCGAACGGUGACGCACAACGGGAUCGUCUCAAUUCGCAAUGAGUUCCGUCGGGCUUGGAGGAUACUUCGCGCGGCUGGCAAUGGGGAUGUUCAAGAAAACCUGUUGCAGGAUAUCGAGGAGGAAGAGGGGAAUGUCCCGGCUACCUUUCAGCAACUGCUGGCAGACAUACACGACAUUACUCCUGUAUGA